UUCAACAGGUGUGGUAAGUCUCUCAAUGAACGACACCCGACACUAGCUAAGGCAGAUCACGUGCGAAAUUGUAGAGUUCACGCGCUCAAGGCGAUAUUCAAAGACAAUGUCAAGAGGCACGUAAACAAGCAGUGUUGAGAACAAGUUGUUGUUUCAGUCGUUACGCAUAGAGUUUGUGUGCAUGACGUUUGAACAUUGAUGACAUCACACCAGCAGAGUUGACACCGUUAUCAUCGACUUGAGGUCACGUGAUGGCGAGAAGAGCACGCGACAAGAAAUGGCUUUUAAAGAUUGAGAAGUUGGAAUACAUCGACAGAGAAGACUCGGGGGUUCAUUUAGAGGAACCAUCAUCGCCCUUACAACAACAGUGGUCAACAUCUGAUCUGGAUGAAUUUGUACGUCAGUUGACCAACCCCAAGCACCAUAUAUCCAAAGUGUCAUCAGCAUCACCAAUGUCACCAACAUCAACAUCACCGUCAUGUGCAACAUCGCCUCGACAGAGCAGUGUGGACAGACCUCAAACAUCAGACAUUUGCACAGACUUUCAAGCUAAGUGCACAGUUAGACGAGCUUGUGUUACUCGGGGCAAGUCCGAUGACGUCACAACAUCCCAGUCCAGGUUCAAACUGGGAAGAUUACGAAGAACAAGACAGCGAAGUUCAGAAGGGGACAGUGUUGAAACUGUAGAAGCCUCAAACAGCUCUGUAGGGGACGAUGGAAUCUAUGACGUGUCCGAAUCCAUCCCGCUCAAAUCCCCUCCGUACCACGUAGAGCAUCAUGUGACAUUUACAUGUGACACAUCCCCAGAUGGGUCAGACACAGAACACACAACACAUAAACCUCAAGAGGAGGUUACUCCAUGCAAAAAAGACUCUAAAAGAAGGCGAUUCCGCAAAAUGCUGACGCGACCUCUACGACGUAGUCACAGCGCAGGAUGUGCAAAGGACAUACCUGCUCAUGCUUUAUUUCUACAACACCAAGGGGACACUGAAAUAGAAUCGAUUGAGAGUCGAAGACUGAAGCUUGUGAGCAGUGAGUCGACUGAGUGUGAGACAGGUAGACGCCCUCCACGCCCAAUACACAAGACAUCUUCAGCUGAUGCUGCGAUGAUGGCGUCAGACGACAUCCCAUCAUUCAGCAACCAGGCGAAGACAAAGUCUCGAGGACUAGCAAAGAACAUGAAAAAGAAGCUUCAGUUCCUGCGUCGAAGACACACAGACACAUCCCUGGGUGACCCUCCGAACAGAGAACGGCAAGAUCUGUCACAUCAACCAGGAGGAGUCCAGCAAUGGAGCAAGUCCUUCGAGGCUCUCCUCACAGACAGACAUGGGCUUGAGUUGUUUAAAGGUUUCCUCAAGUCAGAGUUCAGUGAGGAGAAUAUUGAGUUCUGGAUCGCCUGUGAGCAGUUCAAGACGACCAAGUCCAGCAAACUUAGCUCAGUUGCCAACAAGAUCUACACAGACUUUGUGGCCGUGCAAGCACCACGGGAGAUCAAUCUCGACUCCAAGACCCGAGUGAAGACCCUAGGGAAUCUCAGUCAGGUGACUCGACAGACGUUUGAGGAUGCUCAGCGGAGAGUCCAGGCACUCAUGGAGAAAGAUUCCUACCCUCGCUUCCUACAGUCGGAGCUAUACCAACGCCUUCUCGUAACACCCCAGAAAUCUUGAACUCUCUCCCGGUGAAAGAGACUUGAUGCAAACAUUCGAAAGACUUGCAAUUCUGUGACAUGGAAAUAGACACUGUUUGAAUCUGUGAUUUGCAAAUAAUUUCUUUUGCAAACUGUUGAAAUAUGGCGCUGAGAAAUGACAGACCUAUUUGCGCAAAUGUCAACACCUUUUCCAAUUGUGAAGAUAGCAGAUGUUGAACAAGGAUGUGGGAACCGAAUGCUACUUCCACAAUGGAGGACUGUGGGGACAAGACAAGAAACGAAGAGGGGUAAAAGCUUAUUGCCUUAAAGGCAAUAAGCUAGGGUGGGUUGGCCGGGUGGUUAUUAGUGCUCACAAUGUUUCCAUAUACACUGAGAAAUACAAUGUAUAUCCUAUUUUACCACUCAUCGUAUAUCAGUGCACACUGACACUCUAUCACCGGAAUCUUACAGAGGCUGUAUGCGUACUCCAAAUCAACCACUGUAUGAUGAAGACACUGCAUCAUCUCCAAACAUCCCUCACAUUGUGUACAGCUUUUUGUUCAUAUUUUUGUUUUCUCAAUAAUCAGGGUUUGUUUUAAAACUGUUUUUUGCUAAUGACAACGAUAUACUUGCAACCGAUAUUAGUAUGGUUCAAAUCAAUUAGAUCAAGAAAAUAUUAUUUAAAUGAAUUCUGUCUUGGAUUCUUUAUAUGACAGAUUUUCAAUUAAUUGUUUGAAUAUUUUAAGCAAUAGUUGUUAUAUGUCUGGACAAAAGGUGAAAAAAGGUACUUUGUUUAUGAAAUAGUAAUAUUCAAGUAGAUAUGUUUUGGCAGGGUCGGAACAUCUGCAAUCUCAAUAUGCUACACUCGUUAUGCAAACGUGUUUUUGUUAUUCAACUUUUUAACUGUUGUUGAUAAGUUUGGUGUUGAUUUUUUCCCUGGACUGGAAUCUGGGGUGCAAGUUGCAUAAAGUUGAAUGUUGUGGUUAUCAUAAACAAAACUUGAUAGUGCAUAAUUUCACUACUGUAAACUCAUUUGCAAACAUUCUCACUUUAUAUACCACAUUUGUUUAUAGUCAAUGGAAAAAAGAAAAUGAAAAAAUAUAAAAAUACAUUUUUAUUGUAUUGUAUGAUGUUGAAUGAGAAGUUGUGUACUUUGUGCUUUUUACAUGGAUCCACUGUCCAAAGAAAUAAAAGUUAUUAUUAUUGCUA
Haliotis rubra (blacklip abalone) is the source of this 2836-nucleotide messenger RNA. RefSeq lists its product as uncharacterized. Lineage: Eukaryota; Metazoa; Mollusca; Gastropoda; Lepetellida; Haliotidae. The record is from RefSeq and is a predicted model, not a curated record.